GCCAGCCAGGGGAGGUGGGAGUAAGCCUUGGACCCAGGUGCUCAGGUUACCGGCAGGCUGCUGCUGCUGCUGCUGCUGCUGCUGCUGCUGCUGCUGGCACCAAGUCCCAGAGUGCUGCAGAGCCUGUGUGCUCAACAGAUGAGUCACACGCCUGGGGCUUUCAGUGGCGGGGAGGAUGGAGUUUGAACUCUCCUGAGCCACUGCCCUGCUCCCCAGCCCGGCCGAGCCCCAUGGCUAGCCGAGGAGGCAGCGGGAGCACCAGCAAGCCCCAGGGCUUGGGAGGCCAGCCCUAUCGCCAGGCCUUUGCAAACCCACUGAUGAGUGAUUUUGUGUCUGAUUGGUCUCCCAUGCAUGAUGCUGCUGUUAAUGGACGUCUCCUUUCUCUAAGGAUGCUCAUCAGUCAGGGAUAUGGUGUAAACCUCAUUACAGCUGAUCGAGUGUCUCCACUUCAUGAAGCUUGUCUAGGGGGCCACUCGACUUGUGCCGGUGUUCUGUUGAAGCAUGGGGCUCAGGUGGAUGGAGUGACUGUUGAUUGGCACACACCUCUGUACAAUGCCUGUGUAAGUGGAAGCCAGGACUGUGUGAACUUACUGUUAGAACAUGGAGCGAGUCCUCACGCUGUGUGUGAUCUUGCAUCUCCCAUCCAUGAAGCUGCUAAAAGAGGUCACCUGGGGUGUAUGGAAUCCCUUGUAUCUCACGGAGCAAAUAUAAAUGAAAAUAUCAGACACCUUGGCACUCCUCUUUAUGUGGCUUGUGAAAACCAGCAGAUAGCCUGUGCCAAGAGGCUACUUGAAUCAGGAGCAAAUGCUAAUCAAGGCAAAGAGCUGGAUUCUCCUCUUCACGUGGCAGCUAGGAACUCCAGUUCGGACCUGGUUCAUUUGCUGAUAGACUUUGGAGCAGAGCCACACUCAAAGAAUGCGGAAGGCAAACGGCCAGUGGAUUUGGUGCCCCCGAAUAGCACCCUAGCACAAGUAUUCUCCCAGAAAGAAGGGCCUCUGUCUUUGAUGCAGAUUUGCCGACUACGCAUUAGGAAGUGCUUUGGAAUCAAACAGCAUCAUAGAAUAAGCGAACUACUUCUUCCCGAGGAGCUGAAACGAUUUCUCUUACACAUCUAAACCUGUUCUUGUUUCCAUAAAUAAGAGGCCAACACACUAGCAUAUUAAAAUCAUCCUUCUUUAAAAAAAAAGAAGAAGAAGAAGAAGAAGAAGAAGAACACUGUGGGGCUGACUAGUGGCAUUGUUGUUUUUGUGCCUUGUAUUUCCAGAAUAAAGUUGGAUUAUGUUGGA
Molecule: messenger RNA, 1286 nt
Organism: Phascolarctos cinereus (koala)
Lineage: Eukaryota; Metazoa; Chordata; Mammalia; Diprotodontia; Phascolarctidae
Gene: ASB11
Product: ankyrin repeat and SOCS box containing 11
Biological process (GO): protein ubiquitination; intracellular signal transduction; positive regulation of protein catabolic process
Molecular function (GO): protein binding
Source: RefSeq, a predicted model, not a curated record